Messenger RNA from Thyridium curvatum, 888 nucleotides. RefSeq lists its product as uncharacterized. Bases 1 to 888 code for a protein of 295 amino acids. NCBI's taxonomy places the organism in Eukaryota, Fungi, Ascomycota, Sordariomycetes, Thyridiales, Thyridiaceae. The transcript is spliced from 3 exons. The record is from RefSeq and is a predicted model, not a curated record.
AUGGUGCAGCGGCGUGUAAGGACUGAUGUCCUCCAAGCACUUCUUACUUUCGCGUAUUUCUCGGCCAGCUGCCGCGCUGACGACCACGGCGUCGUUUUUCUGUACCCUCCCAAGGGUCUGACCUUCCACUACCUUGAUACCGUCAACGUCCAAUAUACGUCUCCAUUUGAUAAGCCGACACUGCUCACUUUCUGCGAUGGUGGAGGGCGACAAGUCUACAAGGACCCCGUACCCCAGUACAACGCUACCUAUCCUGUUCUCUUAAACUUCACCAGUGAUACGGUGUGUUGGUUUGAUCUGAGGCCCGGACAAGAGCCAGGCCAUGGCGCCAACAGCCCGAGCUUCACCCUUCUCUCCAACCAGCGCGUGCAGACAACCCUCGGCCUGUCAAUCUCCACGUCUACUUCGUCGACAAUAUCAUCCUCGGCACCAAUACAAGCCACAAGUGCUGUCGAGACAGCAACUAACCCUCCUACCGUUCAUCACGGCCUCAGCGCUGGUGCUUCCGCUGGUAUUGGUGUUGGCGUCGCACUCGGCGUGAUUGCAAUAGGCGGCGGGAUCCUGGCAAUUCUAUGGCGGAGGAGAAAGCACCGCGUCAACGUUGCCAGGUCGAAAGAUGACAGAAAUAUCCAGGACUGGGAUAACACAGGACAUGGCAACGGCAACCAGGCCAACAGCCAGGGCAUAUCAGCGGCAACGGCUGGCUCGUUUGUCGAGAGCCAGCCCCAACAUACAGUUAUAUCCGCUGCACCCACGUACUACUCUCAGGAUGCCAAACCGGAGUACGGCUAUGGACAUCAGCAUCAGAGCCAGGAGCUGGAGGGACAUGGUGUACCACGAGAGCUGGAUGCUUUGCCACCACCCAAACCCCAUGAGCUUCCUGGGUAA